AUGAAGAUUUUGUUUCAAUACCAGACAUUCAGAUUCCUCUGGCUUGCCAAGCCACCUGGCCGGCACUUUCACAAAGAUUACCAGCUCUGGGCACCUCUGACCCUUGAUGACUUUGAAGCCAUAAAUCGCUGUGAGAAGAUGUUGCCUAAGAACUUUAACUUUGCUGGCGAUGUGCUGGACCAGUGGUCUCAAAAAGAGAAGACAGGAGAGAGACCUGCCAAUCCAGCCCUGUGGUGGGUGAAUGGUAAAGGGGAUGAGGUGAAAUGGAGCUUUGGGGAACUGAGCAUCUUGUCCCGAAAGGCUGCCAACGUGCUCACCAAACCCUGUGGCCUGAAGAGAGGAGACCGCGUGGCUGUGAUUCUACCCCGGAUCCCAGAGUGGUGGCUCAUAAAUGUGGCUUGUAUGCGAACAGGGCUUGUCUUCAUGCCAGGAACAAUACAGCUGACAGCAAAGGACAUUCUCUAUCGACUGCAAGCAUCCAAGGCCAAGUGCAUUGUGGCCAGUGAGGAGGUGGCCCCAGUUGUGGAGUCGAUUGUGUCGGACUGCCCAGACUUGAAGACCAAGCUCCUGGUGUCUCCACACAGCCAGGAAGGGUGGCUCAGCUUCCAGGAGUUAUUUCAAUCUGCCUCGGAAGAACACAGCUGUGUGGAAACAGGAAGUCAAGAACCAAUGGCUAUUUACUUCACCAGUGGAACCACAGGUUCUCCCAAGAUGGCCCAGCACUCUCAGAGCAGCCUCGGCAUUGGAUACACCCUCUGUGGGAGGUAUUGGCUAAACUUGAAGUCGUCAGAUAUUAUAUGGAACAUGUCCGACACUGGCUGGGUCAAGGCUGCCAUUGGUAGUGUGUUUUCUUCCUGGCUUCAAGGAGCCUGUGUUUUUGUGCAUCGGAUGGCCCAGUUUGACACAGACACCUUCCUCGAUACACUUACCAAGUAUCCUAUCACAACCCUGUGUAGCGCUCCCACUGUGUUCCGGAUGCUGGUGCAAAAGGACCUCACCAGGUAUAAGUUCAAGAAGCUGCAGCACUGUUUGACGGGAGGAGAGCCACUCAACCCAGAGGUGCUGGAGCAGUGGAAGGCGCAAACGGGGCUGGAGCUGUACGAGGGCUAUGGACAGACAGAAGUGGGAAUCAUUUGUGCCAAUCAGAAAGGACAAGAAAUUAAACCAGGCUCGAUGGGGAAAGGUGUGCCACCCUACGAUGUCCAGAUUAUAGAUGAAAAUGGCAAUAUCCUACCACCUGGCAAAGAAGGGGAAAUUGCUCUCAGACUCAAGUCUACGCGGCCCUUCUGUUUCUUCUCUGAAUAUGUGGACAAUCCGGAGAAAACUGCCGCCACAAUGAGAGGACGUUUUUAUGUCACUGGAGACAGAGCAGUGAUGGACAGCGAUGGGUAUUUCUGGUUUGUCAGCCGAACUGAUGAUGUCAUCAUAACCUCUGGGUACCGCAUCGGGCCCUUUGAAGUGGAGAGCGCUCUCAUUGAGCAUCCAGCAGUUGUGGAGUCCGCUGUGGUCAGCAGCCCAGACCCAAUCAGAGGCGAGGUGGUGAAAGCUUUUGUUGUCUUAUCUGCACCCUUUAAAUCAUCCAACCCAGAGAAAUUAACUGUUGAACUUCAGGAUCAUGUGAAAAAAACAACCGCACCUUACAAAUACCCAAGAAAGGUGGAAUUUGUUCAAGAACUCCCAAAGACUAUCACAGGAAAAAUCAAACGAAAUGUUUUACGAGACCAAGAAUGGGGACGAAGAUAA
Chrysochloris asiatica (Cape golden mole) is the source of this 1743-nucleotide messenger RNA. RefSeq names its product acyl-CoA synthetase medium-chain family member 4 (gene ACSM4). The record is from RefSeq and is a predicted model, not a curated record. Gene Ontology annotation, molecular function: fatty acid ligase activity; fatty-acyl-CoA synthase activity. NCBI's taxonomy places the organism in Eukaryota, Metazoa, Chordata, Mammalia, Afrosoricida, Chrysochloridae. Gene Ontology annotation, biological process: fatty acid biosynthetic process; acyl-CoA metabolic process. Gene Ontology annotation, cellular component: mitochondrial matrix. The transcript is spliced from 13 exons. Bases 1 to 1743 code for a protein of 580 amino acids.